Messenger RNA from Physeter macrocephalus (sperm whale), 8131 nucleotides. RefSeq lists its product as uncharacterized. The record is from RefSeq and is a predicted model, not a curated record. Gene Ontology annotation, molecular function: lipid carrier activity. Lineage: Eukaryota; Metazoa; Chordata; Mammalia; Artiodactyla; Physeteridae. The transcript is spliced from 54 exons. Gene Ontology annotation, biological process: lipid transport.
AUGCGGGGGCUUUCAAAUGACUGUAGAGGUGGCUUCAUCCCCAUGCUGGGGCUCCGGCUGGAAAAUGCCGAGGAAAUGGCCAGCAGGCUGUUUGGCCCAAAGUCAUUCCGGGGGCAGGAAGAGGAGAGACAGGCCCAGGCGGAAAAGCCCUCAGAGCCGGGACCAGGGCCUACACCGCAGCCAGCCCACCCCGCCUGUCCAGGAGAAAGGUCCAGAAAGAUGAGAGACCUGCAGCGGAAGGUGGCCCAGAGGCAUCGGGAGCGGCGGGCGCUGCAGUGUAUGCUGAGCAUGAAGGUGUUUGGGCACGAGCUGAGCUUUGUGAACUGCAGGGCGAUGGGGAGUCAUGUGACACGCCAGUCCCUGAACUUGGCCGAGCUUGCUGUCAAGCUCCUGAAGGGGCAGGAAGUGCAGGUGAACCGAAGGCUGAACCUGGCCAUGGAGGAGCUCACUUUUCCCACCAUGUCUGGACUCCUAGCCCGGCUGACCCUAAACGCCUCAGCUGCCAUCAGCAUCCAGGUCGGAGGGACAGCCAACUUCCAGCAGCGCUCGGAUUUCUCUGUGAAUGGUUCUGUCAAGCCCAGCGCCCUGCUCCAGAUCUCGGCGCAGAUGGGCACAGUGGGCAGCCUGGGGCAGGCUGGGCUGAGGUGGGUGACCGGCAUCCGUGGCACCGCCAGCCUGGAUGGAGGGAUCCAGGCGAAGAAGGGCCAGAACCUCAGGGUGCGUCUGAACACACCCGAGGAGGCUGUGGAGCUGCUCCGCUUCAGCUCUCAGCUGUUUCUCAUCGCUGGGGAUGGCAUGAGGAGCCUCAGUCACGCUCACAUCCCUUCUGAGGCCCAAUCCUGUACCGACGAGGAAGCGUCCCGCACUUGGGGCUGGCAGCUGUGCACUGAAGUGAGCUGGCCUCCAGCAGGGCAGCCGUACCUGCUCUCGGUGCCUGUGUUUGCGGCUGUGAUGCUGAAGAAGCAGGACCGGGGGCUCCAACACUAUCUGCUGGAAGCUGCCUAUACCCUCCACCCCCCGAAGGACUGCUGGCUCCCUCAAGAAGCCUCAGCCCACAUCUUCAUGGGCACGCCCAGGUCGGAAGUGCCCAGGGACGUCGGGGUGGAUGUCAGCUACAGCUGGCCCCAGAGGAAGUUCCGGCUCAAGCUUCUCCAUCCCAAGAAGAAAAUUGAGCUGGAUGGAAAGAUUGACACUCUGCAAAGUGCCUGCACGGGUCACCUGGAACUGAUACUGGAUGACAGGGACGUCUACUACAUCAAGGGCCGGAGCAACCUGUGGCCAGCAGCAGGUGGUGAGGCUCAGCGGAUCGAGGCCCAGCUGGAGGUGAAACUGGUGACAUCGGGCAGCCCUGUGGUCCUCGCCGGGAACCUCAGCCGGCAGGCAGGCAGGAGGCUGGCCUUCUCCAUGUCACUGAGCAACCUGUUGAGUGACCAGGCCCACGUGUCAGCACUGCUGGAGAAGAAGGCGGAGGAGGAAGGGCAGCAGGUGGUGGCCCUGGGUGGUGAGCUUUUCGUGCCAGGGCUUGUGGGGCUGCACACCCUAGGCCUGCUGCAGCAGCGGGCCCGCCUCUGGACCAGCUCCCUGAGGAUCAAGUAUGGCCUCCUGGGUCAGGCGAAGCAGCUGGCGCAGGAGUGCAGCACCAGCCAGAAGCUGCGGGUGGAGAGCGGCUCAGAGGCCACCUACAAGCUGGAGCUGGACCACGAGCUCCACUGCACACAGAUCCCAGCGUUCAGCCACAAGGUCCAGCUCCGGCAUGAGGAGAGCUCAGGCCACCUCCACUGGGAGCUGGAGGCGAGCUAUGGGAGGCACUGGGAUGACAGCCGCAACAAGAGGCACCUCCGCAUCAGCCAGACCUUCCAGAACGACUCGGGCCCAGCCCUGAGCAAUUACUUCCUGGAGUUUGUGCUGCAGGUGCCUGCGAGGCAGGUGGAUUACCAAACGCAGCUGCACCACUUGAGCCUCCGCCAGCCCCACGUGGAGAGCAGCACAUACCUGAAGGUGCAGUACAAUGGGCGGCUGCCGUUUGUGGCAGGCUUGCAGUGGAAGGACACAUCCAGGACCACCCUGUGGAAGUGGGAAGGAGCCUUGAACCUGGAUAGUCCGUGGCUGAUGGUCUCUGCGGCUCACAGGCUGUACUGGCCCCACCGAGCCACGUUCCAGGCUGUUUGGGAGCUGACGCUGGGCAAGGCCUGGACCCUCAAGAAUCUGGUGAUGAACAUGGCCUGCAAGAGCCAGGGCCUCCACAGGGAGGGCAAGAUCCACGUCUACACCCCAGCUGCCACCUACCUCCGGGUUUCCACAGUGACAGCUGUGGCACAGAGCAUCUUUCGCAGCUGGAGUGAAGUAGAAUCAGCCUGGAGUGCAGCAAUGCAGGGUGAGAUCCAUGCCGAGAACAGCCAGGACCGUAAGAUCCUUCACGGCUGGUUGAAGGGCCCUCAGCAGGAGUUGAAUUUAACGGUGGCCUACAGGCAUACAGAGCAGCCAUGGAAGAGCCACGUGUUGCUGACGGCUCUGGGGGCCAGUGCCGGGGGCCAGCCUCAGGGCCUGCAGCUGGAGGGCAAACUGGAGGAGCUAAUGCAAGACAGGAGGUUGUACCAGAAGCAGGGGACUUUCUUCCUUAGGCACCCCUGGACUCUGCCCAUCCCGCAAAGCAUCCUCCUGCAGGAGACCUUCACGGUGGACAGGCAACACCAGCGUUACUCCCUGGAGACGAGGGUUGUUCUGGAUGGCCAGGAGGAGACCCUGCAGACUGUAGUCCUGGGCUACCAGGCCGGGCACCCAUAUGUCUGCGCGGGCCUGACCCACCCAUACGACGGCAAGGCCAUCCCCAGGAACUUGGAGGGGUGCGUGGUUACGUGGAACCGGCACAUCGCUAAGAACAAGGAUGUCGAGGUCACUCUGAAAGUCAACCAGAAAGUCUUGCUGCACUUAAAGGGUCUGCACCAUGACCGAUCUCGGCUUGGGGAAGUCUGGCACAGCCUGGCCCUGGAUGUGGCUCACUCCUCCCAGCUGACGUUCCCCCAGGCUCUGAGUUUGGAUGGGGACAUUGUCUUCAGGCGGAGUCACCAGGGAGCAUUUGACUGCGGUGUGGAUGCACGGGCUGCCAUCAACCACAACGUCAUGUCCCAGGUCUCAGUCCAGCUGAACGGGUCUGACUCCCACUUGGUGUUUUCCCUCCAGCUCAGACAUCCCCACAGACCAACAUUUCCUCCAAACUUACAGGUGCAGGCAGCUGCUGGGCGCUACAGAGAGCGCAACCUCAACGGCUCCCUGUCUGUGCACGUGUCUGGUGAGGUGCUCGUUCUGCUGGAGGCCACCGCCAGCCAGGAUACCUGGAGGAGCAGCCGGGGCUGGGGCAUGAACGUCCUCCUCCGCCAGGAGGUCCUCAGAGCCCCCAGAGCUGUUCAGCUGCAGCUGUCUGGCAAGGUCUCCCCAGACAGGAUUUGGCUGUUUUGCAAGGCACUGCUAGACCAGAACACAGUGCAGCUUUUUCUCAAGGCAUCUGAAGAGCAGAGGGGAGGCCAGGUCCUGACCCUGCAGAGCCAAGCCCAGCACACCUGGGCAGCCGUGCCCCGUCUUCUGACCCUCAGAGGUGUGCUGAAGCAGAAGGAGACACUCACAGAAGGUACCAUCAAGGUCACUGCUGACUCAGCUGUGCUGGGAUUCCUCUUGCGGGACAAGCAUGAGAAGGCAGGGAACAGCACCAGUGUGCACAGUGUGACCUGCAUCCUUGUCCAGAAUGGCAGCCGGGCCUUGCCAGGAGAGCUCCAGCUGAGGGGGCGACUGCAGGCCCAGACAGGGAGCCUUGAGGGCCAGGCCAGCCUCCAUGCUGACACGGCCAGCCUAGCUCUGGGUGGAGUCUGCAUCUGGGGCCCUGGGCACGGCCAGCUCUCGGUCGCACUGAGUCACAACAUCAGCACCUUGAGUGAGGCAGGACUCCCCUCCCAGGCAGAGUUGCUCCUACUGCACAGCCACGUGGCUUCCAACCUCUCAGUGCGUGUGAUGCUGCGUAGUGCAGAGCGUCAGCUGGAUGCUGCCCUUGGCCUGGAGGGCCCGGUCACCAGCACCCCGGGCAGCCGGCUCCGUGCCAGCCUUGGCCACACGGUGCCCGGCCUCAGGCGCUGGGGCCUCCCCUUCUCCGUGGAUGGCCGCGGGCACUUGCAGAGCGUGGGACCCAGUCUGGCGGUCGCGCUGGUGGUGAACGUGGAUGGCGAUCAGCUUCGUGUAGCCCUGGAGAGGAGGGGAGCCGGCGGCCGCUGGGGGCUGGCCCUGGGGCUGCACCAUGGCCUCUCAAGGCUCCAGGUAACACUCCCUCCCCUGCCGUCAUAAAUGGAAGUCAACUGCAGUGGAGACGCUUCGCCUGCCCAGCUGUCAGGGCUCUGCUGGGGGGACGUCACUGGGUGGCCUCACGAGGUCUCCGUGGACGUUCACGACAGUGACUCUGGCUUUGAGAAUUCGGGCCGCGUCUCGGCGGGGGCCGCGUCUCUGAACUACUCCGUGAGCUGCCGUCACCGCGAUGGGCGCCUGGAGCUUUCUGGCUGGAGUGAGCACGACAGCCAGGCCCUGUGGCAGGCGGGGUUCCCGGCGGAGGCCCGCAUCCGCGCCGAGCUGCAGACGCGCGAGACCCAGACCCAGGCCCACGUGGUCCUCCGAGGUGGGGAUGGUGGGAUCAGCGUUGACGUGGCAGCCCUGAUGGCCUGGCCGAUGAACGGCCCUCUGGAGCUGGUGGUGAAUGUCAGCCACACGGCGCCCGCUCUCCGGAGGCUGGGCCUGCCCUUCGCCAGCCAGCUCAUGUUCUGGGAGUUCUGGGCAGAGGAGGAGAUGAGUUCUUCCCUGCAGCUGACCUGUGAUUCUCAAGCCUGCCUGGUCUUCAACAUCCAUGGCCAGAACCGGGCGCUCAGCAAAGAGCUGCGGCUCUCAGGCCGGCAUCGCCUCCCCAUCCUCCUAGGCUGCUGCCCCAGCAGAGCCUCAGCCUCAGCCAAGCUACGAUACUCUGAGGGUGGAGCCGAGAGCACAUUUGUCGUGAUGGUGGAGGAGCAUCAUUUCCACGUUGGCUCCAGGCUGGUGGCUGCUAAGAACAGUCUCACCAACAUCAUCACGCUGGAACAGACCUUCCCCCAGCUCCACACCCUUCCUGGGGAGCUGGUCCUGCAGACCUCAUACGAGCGAGCCCGUGGCACCUGUGUCCUGCACCACAUGGUGCUGUGGGACGGCCAGGAGAUGGCCAUCAACGGGAGCCUCUCCGGGCCCUUCCUCAAGCCCACCGGGACCCUUAGCCUGCAGGUGGAGCUCACCCACCCGCUGCUGCUCCCCCUGCCUCGGCACUGCAUCCUCCGCCUGGCCUCUGAGCAUUCGCGACGCGGCCACCAGGAUGACCUGGUCGUGGGCUGGGAUGGCAAAGACCAGGUGAUGCUGUCCUCCUCUCUUCGGCUGGGGAAGGGCAAGCUGGCCGCCCACCUGGCCCUGGCUCACCCCUUCAGCCUCUCCUGGCGGCGGGCCGAGGCCAGUGGCCUUGCUGAGAGCAGGGGUGGCAGGCAGAGCCGGCAGGUACAGCUUGCCUGGAAUGGAGGGCAGCCUGCGACUUUGCAGCUCACCUGGGCCAACAGGUCCUUGGCGCACAGCACCUCCUGGGAUGGUUGCGUGGCCGCCUCCCCGGGGCAGCUCCAGGACACCUGGGGCCUGGGCGCCCUCAGGGCCUGUGGGGCCUUAACACAGACCCCAGCCGUGUUCAGCGAGUGGCUCGAUCUGUCCUGGGAUGGACGCCGGGUGCAGCAGAACCUGACAUAUGAGAGGCACCAGCCGUCCCGCCCGGACAAGAUCCGUGCAGAGGCCACACUGGAGCACGUCCUCACGGCCUCCCGCACCACGCAAAGUUUCCAGGGAGUCAUGGAGACUGACUAUGCCCGCUGGCUGCGCCAUUCCCUGAAUCUGGGACUCUGCCACCUGCCCAGGGCCCUCUCGGUCUCCGGGGAGCACACCUUGGGCAGCGGUGGGCUUCUGCUACACUCCAAAUGGCAGCUGGGCCUCGCCCCAGACCCAGACGACAGCCUGCACCUCAGCCUGACCCUCCGCAACCACAGCAGGCCCCGGAUGCCUGACUUCUCCGGGGAGCUAGAGCUCCGCGGCCCCAAGGCUCAGCACUUUGGCCUGCUGGGCCGGGUCUCCACCUCAGCUUCUCGGAGCUUGGUCCAGAUGGAGGGAAAUGUGGACGACGGGGACGAGAAAGUGAGGCUGUUGGUGUCCCGGGCCCCGAACUGCUUCCAGGCCUUGGUGGCCCACAAGGAAGGGAGCCAAGAGGAGAGCGUGGUGCUGCGGGCGUGUGCCCACAGGCGGACUGCGGAGGUGGAGGCCCUGCUCCAGGACAGCGGGCAGCCCGUCCAGCCCCUGGGACGCCUGACCCUGCAGGCUGCCAACCAGAGCCUCCGCUUGGCUGCAUAUGGCUGCCAGGGGACCCUGCUGGACCACGUGGAGUCCAGGGUGGCUGCUCUUGGGUCCCAGGUGCAAGCCCGGCUGGAGGAGAAGAUCCAUGGCUUGGACGCCUACGUGAGAAGGUUCCAGCGCCUGGUGCAGCCGGCGGGCGCCCUGGAUGGCGCGGCAGGCCCCCUUCUGCAGCUGUGCCAGGCGGGGCUGGGGGCCGUGCGGGAGAGUGGCCGGGCGGUGGCCGUGCUGUGGGACCGGAGCCGGGCUAGGCAGGGGCUGACACACCGCCUGCCGCUCUACCUGGAGAGGCUGCAGGCAGGGCUGGAGCAGCUGCGGGAUGAGCUGGAACAGCCCCUGGCCACGCUGAAGGACGCCUACUUGGAGGUGACAGUGCAGCCGCUGGACAAGGUGUGGCAGGAGCGGGCCGAGGAGGCCGUGCGGCGGCUGCAGGCCUGGGUGUCCGGGACGCCGGGUACCUGGGGGUCCGGGCCCAUCGCGGCAGUGCUGGAGGCCACGAGGGGCGCCCUGGAGCUGGCCACCCACCAGAUGCUGUCUUGGGCUGAAGCUGUGUUCUCACAGGCACUGAGGCGGCUCUGCAAACCCUUGCUGGACCUGUACAGCUUCUCAGCCAGGGACCACUCAGUGGUGGUGACACUGCCGAUGCUGCCUGCAGGGGACGAGCCCCUGGACGUGGCCCGGGUGACCAGCCACCUGGUGGAGGAGAAGCUGCUGCGGCCACUCCGAGAGCUGUAUGGGACCAGUGUGCUGGCCGAGUACCACCGGCUCAAACGCCAUCUGCUGGGGGCCCCCUCUGGAUACCACGCUGUGGUGGCCGGCACCAGGCAUGUGGUGACCUUCGAUGGCCAGGUGCGGGGCAUCAGUGCCUGCUGCUGCAGCCUGCUGCUGGCCAAGGACUUCGCUCACGACACAUUCUCGCUGACACUAAACCGGGCGGGCUCGGGGCUCACGUCCCUGACCGUGGAGUUGAACCACAACACCCUCGUCCUCUACCCCAGCCUGAAGACCUAUAGGCUGUACAACUCCUCCCUGCCUGGGGAGAGCUGUCUGGACCUGGAUCUGCCUCCUGCCAAGACCAGGAGGGACAGCGUCCCCAGGAUCGAGCUGACCAGUGAGGACGGUGUCUCUGUUGUCUGUGACCUCCACGCCAGCCUCUGCAGCCUGACUCUGAGCGUCUGGCAGCACGGCCUGUCCGCUGGCCUUCUGGGCACCAAUGACAACGAGGCAGGCAAUGAGCUGAUGCUGCCGGACGGCACGGUGGCCAGCAGCCUGGAGGAGGUCACCCCCGCCUGGCAGGUGGGUGGUGACUGCAGGGCCAUGGAGAAGACUCGGCUGGCAUGCCCGGUACAGAGCCCCACCUGCCGGGCCUUCUUCCAGGACCCCCGCUCCAGCCUGGGGAACUGCUUCGGGGUGGUGGACCCCACACCCUUCCUCAGCCUAUGUGUCCAGGACACCUGUGGCACCCAGGCGCGCCAACCUGCCUGCAACCUGGCGGCAGCCUACAUCCACCUGUGUGCCCGGGACUUCGUGCCCCUGGACCCUCCUCCACAGUGCGUUUGAGAUUUUGCCUGAGCCAGCACCAGGCUGCCAAAGAUUUCAGACUCCCUCUCCUUCUACCACAAUCCCUUCUCGUCAGCAAGGUCAAGAUUCCUGUCUGGGGCGGAACAAGCAGCACGAAAUGCCAAGAAGCUCA